CGCUUCCACACCUGAACAUGAGUCAAUACGUCCACGUCCCAAAGUCCGAGCUGGACGAGGCUCAGCUCCGUGCACUCGAAGAGCAUGAGAUCAGCCAGGGUCCAUUGUCAGUACUGCAGCAGGCUGUUAGGAAUCAUGCCCAAGUCCUCAUUUCCCUUCGCAACAACAAGAAGCUACUCGCCCGUGUGAAGGCAUUCGACAGGCAUAGCAAUAUGGUUCUCGAGAACGUCAAGGAGAUGUGGACCGAAGUGCCCAAGGGCAAGAACAAAAAGCCGGUCAACAAGGACCGCUUCAUUAGUAAGAUGUUUUUGCGAGGAGACUCGGUGAUUCUCAUCUUGCGGAACACUGCAUGACGGAUGUUUGUUAUGGCUUGCUCAAAGCUGGCUCCCGGCGGACGAAGCAGUGGCUAUUUGGGAAAAAUAUAGGCUGCAGUACAGAUACACUGUGGUUCCCUGCGCGCCGUGCGUAUGAUCUAUCGACUGCUCUGCAUUCUGGCUGUGACUACCCUGUUGAAGUACAGGUGUGCAUACGUACAAUGAGAUACUUUUAAACUCUCCGAUAUCGUAUACUUAUAUCUCCAUCCGUGUUGCCUGGUAUACUUGUAAAAUUUUGUGCUCUGUCGCUGUUGUCUUGGAAGUGAAUGUUCUUCUGUAGUCGCUGAUAUAGUGUGUCAUUUCGGCGCUUACCAGUAAUGGUCGCGACCCUGUCGGCGGACUCAGGUCGUCACUGCUCUUCGCUUCCGUCCACUCACGUCUUGUCUCGCAAACCGUAGUGCAACGUCAAACUGGAUUCCCCACUGUUAGCGUUGCCCUCAUUGCUAGGCAAUGGUAGGCCUAUUCCACAUAGGCACUAAGAGCUCGCCUUCGCGAACGACCCAGUCGACUGACUCUGCUCGCCCGAUGACCCCGCCGCCUCCGCAAUAUGCACAGAACGGCGACGGAGCGACAUAUUUUGCGGCGGAAACGACGACGACUACCCAUAUCGUUACGACCACCCAGACCACCACUCAUUUUUUCUCUCUUCCCCUUUGGCGACGUCGGACGCAGCAGCCGACACCAACGACCAUUGCAUCUCCUACUCCCAAAUCAUCCUACGCGGAUGAAAUGGGCAUGGCACGCGGGUCUAGCCUACCAGCAAGGGAUAAGGAUUUGCCUCCGACUCCUCCCCUGGAGGAUGAAGCUGGGCCGUCGACGCGUACCAGCAGCAGCCAUCCGUCGUUGUCACACACUAGCGAAUCCAGGAAUAUUGAUCCCUCCCCAAGCCAGCCAUAUAUUCACCGACAUAUCCCUCCCAGAUCUACCUCCUCUUGCCUCUCACCGCCGGUGGGUGGUGCGAUCCCGGAGCCCGCUUCACAGGGCACCACCGCCCUUGCGCGGGCUGCGCUUGGUCUUGGCUUGCCUCCGCUCAUGUUCAACGCAAUCCCAGAUCCCGAGUCUUCUGACGGUUCUAACGCUAUCAGCUUUGCGGUAUCAGAAACGCGUCCCGAGCGUAAACCAUCUAUGAGUCUGUCUUCGGCCUCAAUCCGCCGUGCGAAGAGUUUCCAGAGGGAAUCGGACGAGGAACGGGCGCAGUCUCAUGCCGCUCUUCGAGAACGGAGACGCACUCGCGGGCUGUCUUUAGGGCCAUUGCUGACUUCAAACGAAGCUGUGAAAGAUGAGAUGCCUGCAGAACGGAAGUCUCUAUCUAGGAAGAGUUCCUUCUGGUCCAGGAAACGAAACGAUUCACACGCGCCCCCUCCUGUCACUGCACCUCCCGCUAACCAUUUCCUGGAACAGCCAUCUCUACCCUCCUUGCAGCCUGUCUCUCCAUUCAACAUGGAAACCUCCAUCGGCGAGUCUGCUGGACAGCGGUCUGAUAAAUUGGAACUGCCGUCCUCUCCAGACCUGCGACGGAGGCAUUCCGAAAAGUUGUCAUUAUCCCGUCCAGCUGUACCAUCCCUAGAGCACGAGAAGUCGGAACCGUCUAAACAAGGACAAGGACAGCGUAGGCAACGAAUGAAACGUCCUCAAACAGCAGGUCCUACGGCUCGUGGUUCUCGUGUUCAAUCUUCACACUUUCCCGGACCUGUUCCCAUUACUGCCGAGCCGGCACAAAUGGAGGGCCCGGUGGAGACAACGCCGACUAACGAGAUCACGUCGUGUCCGACGUCGACACCCCCCGUCUCCUCGCGCCCUCGCUCUACGACCAAUCCGCCACUCCUUCACCGUUUGUCCAUCAAUAUCUUCGGGUCGUCUCCCAGCUCUUCGCCUAUUACAAGUCACGCACCCACCGACGAUUUCACUCGCUCGCCUUCUACAAGUUUUUCGUCGUCUCGCCCGUCCCCCAAGGUCUCAGUAGAAAUCCCGAGACCUCGUCAUGACGAGGAGUCGCCCGAACUGUAUCUUCAGAGGCUCACGGAAGCUGUCUCAAAAGCUGAAGUCGCAAGUGUACUUGCCGCAACAGCUGACGAAUUCCAUGCCAAGGCCUUGCGUGCAUAUAUAGCACAAUUUAACUUCAUGCACGACCCGCUGGACGUAGCCCUGCGAAAGUUACUGAUGGAGGUCGGCUUGCCGAGGGAGACUCAACAAAUAGACAGAGUGAUGGAAGCGUUUGCAGAACGCUACCGACAAUGCCAUCCCACUCUUUUCACAUCAGAUGAUCACCCAUACAUCCUUGCCUUCAGUUUGAUCAUGCUGCAUACGGACGCGUUCAAUAAGUCCAAUAAACGCAAGAUGACAAAGGCAGAUUAUAUCAAGAACACUCGUUUACCUGGCGUCGCUCCGGAAAUUCUAGACUGCUUCUAUGACAACACGGUUUUCGCGCCUUUCAUAUUCAUCGAAGAUCCUCUGGAUAUUAACGGACAGCGUGGAUUGUUGCCUGAAGGGCCAACAGCCAGGCGCAUGUCUACUCUUACGUCUUCACCGGGAAGCCUCAGUACUGGCGGAUCCACUCUACUUGGAAAGAGUAAUAAAGUUGACCCUUAUUACCUUAUCACUUGGAAUUUGCUGGAUGACCUUCGCGUCGACAUUCGCUCGCAUAUACCCCUCACUAGCCCGUAUCUCUAUCAGGGUACAGGUGGCACAUGGAACGAAGACAAGCUUCUCCGGGCAUUUGCCACAGCUGGUGUUGUGGAGAUCACCUCGGAAAACCGGUACAUUGCCUCACCGUGGUUCGGUCUUAACGUUGGUGGAGGGCCUAGCACGGUAGCUAUGAUGUCCGCGCCGACCUUUCCCGCUGUUCAUGACCUUGUUACUUUGACGGUAACAAAGGUCGGACAAUUGCUCCGGAAAGAAGAGAUCCUUGAAGGGGGGCGGAAGGCUAGCAGUCGCAAGUGGAGGGAAUGGAGUGUGCUAUUGACGGGCUCGCAGCUGCUCUUCUCUCGUGAUCCCAAUUGGGCAACCAUGGUACAGACCCAAUCACAUAUCAAGAACAGAGCAAGCGCGGCUGGGUCCCACCCGCUGUUGCCCAGGCCGGAUGAAAUGCUGUCCCUGAGAGAUGCUGUUGCCGUCUAUGACCAGUCUUAUGAUAAGCACACGAAUACCCUUCGAUUGGUCAUAUCAGACGGCCGCCAUUACCUUCUGCAGGCGAAGGACGAGCAGGACUUGAACGAAUGGAUUUCAUGUGUCAAUUACGCCUCCACGUUCAAAAGCACCGGUGUCCGCAUGCGCUCGUUGGGUAUGUCUGGCAAGGAUAUAGAGCUCACCGGACAAGCCGCUGCUGUAUCGCAUUUGCGAGACAUCCAGCAUCGAGAUCGGCCAUCCCCAGCCUCCCGAAUAAAGACUUGGGACGGAAGGACUUCACCUGCAGCGGAGUCGUAUCAAACCUCGUCGGAACAUACGCGCACUCCUAGCGAGACGACCAGCGAAGAGCCUGUCACUCCUCCCUUGGAGAAUCCUUCGGGGCUAUUCAAAGCAACCUUUGACCAGGUGAAAGCUGAACUUGCCUCAGGGAACUGGCAGGGACUCGACACAAUCAGCGUUCGCUCCGGCCGACGAACCCGCGCUUGCAGUCUUGAAUCUGCCUUUCAAUCACCUGUAUCCCCGGAGUUGGCAGAGGAAGGCCAUCGGAUACCAUCUCGUACGCGCAUCAUUCAGUCUAAAGUGCACGAUCUAGAGAGCAAGCUGGCUGUGCAGCGAUCACAGCUCGAUGCCGACAUGCGUUUCGUCAAGAAUGUGGCUAUUCUCGCACCGUUUCAGCGCGCCACGCGCGACCGUCUUCAGCUCGCAGUGCAAAAUGUUGGCAAGCGUAUCAUGCAAAUUCGCCUAGAGCUGGAGAAACUGAGCUGUCAUCGGGAUGUCCUCAUCAAGGACCUCGAAGCGGAAGAACGCGAUUGGGAGCGGACAAAGAAUAUGGCGCUGCGGGCUGCCAAGCUGGAGCUGGAGCGGAAGCAUAGCAUGCCUCAAAUGUCGUUGUCUGUGCGUAUUGACGACAAGGCGUCGUCGCCCAUUGGUGGCGAAUAUCCGCAAGAAGGCCCGUCAACCGAAACCUGGCCUCAGUCCGCGGCAGAGUCGUUCCAUUCAGCUCUUGAUUUCCCCAUCUACUCCGGCUCUGAAGACAAACAGCGGCUGUCUGUCGUCGCUACUCUUGACUCGCCGGCUUCUACUGUUCCUUCGGACGGCCUGUCGUCGCCCUUCCCUGACGCUCCGAGACCCCUGCCGCUUAGCGCCCAUAGCUCAAUGGACGGCGGUCCCAACCUCGUUGAGACCGGAGAGUCAUCUCGGGCAAGCGUCGUACCCGAGACUUUCGAGGAGCAGGCGGAAGAAUGGAAUAAGACUCGUGCGGCGAAACGAGUGUCUCUGGUCCGCCUUCCGUCUGACCUGCGAAUGUCUGUGCUGCUUGGAAAGCACACCCGCAACCAGACGCAGAUACCGUCGGAGGAUAGUGGCACCACUAUAACUCCAGGACGGGCAUAUCAUCCAGCAUAUCAUCCAGCUAGCUCAUUGUUCUCGCCGUCCACACGGGCGAAUUCAACGAUUGACGAUGUGUUAGACCAUUAAUACUUCACUCCUUCAACCAGCGCAUUCUUUGUUCCUCGUCCACGUUCAUCUCCGCCGUUGUCGUUGCUGUCGCCGUUCUUUUGAGCAUCUUAUCCUUAUUCAAUCAUAGUUCACAGUAGAUCGGUCGGAAUACAACCUGUACGCAUACUCAUUUUGACUACCUCUACAGUAGACAGCCAUAGUAGUACCAAGCCAUUCUUGUCUCGCUGCAUUCUGUCUGCAGAGGCAUUUACAGCCAAACUGCGGGGGCUGAUGAGAUCAAAACGGCAAGUCAGGAACCGGCUAGUAAAAUUAAUUAUCAGCUGAAGCCCCGACGGUGGCGUCGCUAGGCGGCCUGUCGGGAGGGCGUAACCAUCGCCCUCGGGCAGCGUCCCUGGGCUCCCGACCAUGGUGUCUUGACUCUGCGUAAUUUCUCCGCCCUCCUGCCUCUCGCCUCUCCGCCCGCCCCUGCCCUUCCUCUCCCCCGCCCUUACCCACUCCCCUUUCGCCGCCGUCGCUGCGGCCUCUCCGUGCUAUCUCCCAGCUCCAAGCGUUUCACUCCCAAUUGAUCUCUUUCCUUAUCACCCUCAUCAGAUUCUACUCCCAUAGGACCUCCUCCAGACGUGUUUGACUAAGUUCAAGCUAUGGCGGCGUCCGGCACGCCUCACACACACAAGAGAGGCAGUCUUCACCGACUGUCGCAUACCAUCCUUUCCCUGGCGUCGCCGCCGUUCUCGCGCGUGUCUUUCGACGCGCAAGGCUUUGGCUCGCGCAAGAAGUCGCCUAUCAAGACAAGCCCGACCGGGGGUCUGCCCGCCACAUCUAUCCUGGCCUCGACGCGCGAGAGAUCCAGCUAUUACACGCCAUCAAUUGCCUCUGCAGUAGAAUCCCAGCUGUCGCACAGCCCUCUAUUGCCCCCGACGCCGCACUGGCCGGCGAUUGACGUGGUCGCGCCAGUGCCACCGAAGAUGCUUUCGGCAGCUGCGAAGAAGGCGUUCCGGCGGAGCCUGACGUUCGGGCAUUCGACGAAUGUGGUGCUGCUGGACGCACAGGAGGUGCAACGGGCGAAGUCGGUCGGUGCCUUGCGGCCGUCGUUACAUGUCCCCCGGCGGUGUCCGUCAGAGGACACGCUGAACACGCUAGCCACCCCUGGCUCGCCGAUCCUGUUUGCGCGUCCGAAGGGUGCCCGGUCGAGCCAUGACGUCUCCGAGACCGCCUCUGUGUCUGAAGCGCGCGACCUCAGGCGGAGGGACUCGACCGCCUCGUCGGUGCUCCUCGCCGACCAGAACGUGGAGCAGGUGCAGCGCACGCGCGUGGCGAAGCUCUCGAGGCACUUUGGCACGAGCAUUCCGCCCGAGGUCCUGCACCGCGCGACGUCACCGCCGCCAUCGAGCUCUUCGGCGCUUUUGCCUUCACCGACGGCGGUUCUUAGCUCGGCUCAGCUCCCGCGACGCUCGUCGUCGCUUCGUCGGGUGCGGCGCCGCCGGCCUGCCAGCCUUGACAUUCGACCGAUUCCGGGCAUCGUACCUCUGCCGCACAGUCCUCCGGGCUCGCCGUCGGAGCAGACGAAACCGGGAGGCAGCUUGAAGCGAAGCAGAUCUCUGUGGGCCAAGCGGCCAAAGGAGUAUGAGGAUGCGAUGGUGAAAGACGAGGACAAAAGCGAACCCGAGUUGACCCUGCCGCGGCCAGUGUCGUUGAGCGAGAAGCAACGUGUGUUGAAUGUCAAGCGAGCCCGGAAAAUGGCGCAGCUUUUUGGCGACAAUCCACCGUCCGCGCUGUUCCAGGUCACGAACUUCGCACCUGGGUUCGCUGAGGACGGUGACGGGACUGGCCACCAUAACUCCGACGGCCAUCGCUAUGAACGUGACUCGCUUGCCACAAUCAUCUCGAUCUCGACGACUUCUCUCUCCCCAAUGCUGUCAGCAACGGGCAAGUCGAAGUUGCGCGAUUCGUUUCUUACAACCUCCUCCGAGAUAUCGGGUCUAGUCCUGACGGGGGAUGAAGAUGACCCGAGGAAAAGAAGAGGUCUGUGUCCCAAGAGUCGGAAGACAUAACAAAUCAGGCGCAGAGCUCGACUGUCUCGAUCCUGAGUCCACUGCCGGUGACACCUGGGAAAGGAGUUCACUCCAAGACGAACCCAAUGCUGAGCACGUCUAGCAGAUCCCUUCAAUCUAACCGCACGCUGUCUACACCCCAGUCUACAGGGUCACAUCUACCGGAGACGCG
Messenger RNA from Phanerochaete carnosa HHB-10118-sp, 7181 nucleotides. RefSeq lists its product as uncharacterized. Bases 825 to 4976 code for a protein of 1383 amino acids. The record is from RefSeq and is a predicted model, not a curated record. Gene Ontology annotation, molecular function: guanyl-nucleotide exchange factor activity. Lineage: Eukaryota; Fungi; Basidiomycota; Agaricomycetes; Polyporales; Phanerochaetaceae. Gene Ontology annotation, biological process: regulation of ARF protein signal transduction. The transcript has 13 exons.